Messenger RNA from Limulus polyphemus (Atlantic horseshoe crab), 1048 nucleotides. RefSeq names its product allatostatins-like. The transcript is spliced from 2 exons. Bases 85 to 732 code for a protein of 215 amino acids. Gene Ontology annotation, molecular function: neuropeptide hormone activity. The record is from RefSeq and is a predicted model, not a curated record. NCBI's taxonomy places the organism in Eukaryota, Metazoa, Arthropoda, Merostomata, Xiphosura, Limulidae.
GGAACAACUGAGGAAGUUAGUUCAAAAGCUUCAUCCCGCUGGUGUAACUGGACUGGAACCCGAGACAAUACUUUACCAACAACUAUGUUUUCAAGAAUAACAAGAGGGGUUCUUUUCGCCUGGGGAUUUCUCUGGAUGACCCAACUAAUCACUAUUUCAUUAGGUGAGGAGAGAGAAGACACACAAGAUCCUAGUUAUACGGAGAAGAAGAGGACUCAGGAUUUAUACAGGUUUGGCCUCGGCAAAAGAAGACAACACUUUGAUGACUUUGAAUCCAAGAAAGCAGACCAAAUGUAUAGCUUUGGCCUUGGUAAAAGAGAUUCUUUCAUUUAUCCCUAUGACUUUCUAUCAGAACAUCCUGGACACCAAAGCUCCUUUUCGAAUAAUAAAAGAGUUCCUCAGCAGUUUGCUUUUGGCUUGGGAAAGCGGAUCCUCUUACCCCACAUGUAUAACUUAGAUGAUAAACGGGACUUUACUUAUGAUUUUGGACUGGGCAAGAGAAAUGACGAGAGAGAGAGAUUUUCUUUCGGCCUUGGCAAACGACAAGAAAAACACUUUGAUUUUGGUCUGGGGAAGCGUAGUUCUUUAGAGUCUGACAUACCACGAGAGUACGAGGAUUUCAUUAAACGGCGGUUUCACUUUGGCUUAGGAAAACGUGAGGAUCGAGAGUACAGUUUCGGUCUAGGCCGAAAGAAAAGAGAAACAAAUGCUGCAAGGGACUUAAUAAAUUAGAAGACAUUACUGACAUAGAAUAUUAAUCUCGAUGAAAAACAUCUUAUUAAGAAAAGUAUAUACAUUAAAGCAUCUGAAGAAAGUUAACGAUUUUAUGACUGCUAAUUUCUUAUAAACUUCUUCUUGUCUACCUGGCAAUAUCAGUGUUUAUAUGGUUGUAUAAAUGUAUCUUGUGUAGUCAGUCAUUUUAUCUUUGUGUAUCAAACUCUGAAGGACUCGCUUUGUCACCAGAAGUUGUUUUUAUUUUUUAACUUCUGUAACACAGUGAGAUGUGUAGUCAUAGCUCCAAGUGAAAUAAAGGCAUAAAAGCAUAUAC